This is a messenger RNA of Eurypyga helias (sunbittern), 890 nucleotides long. Its product is annotated as kelch-like protein 20. The record is from RefSeq and is a predicted model, not a curated record. Gene Ontology annotation, molecular function: protein binding. Lineage: Eukaryota; Metazoa; Chordata; Aves; Eurypygiformes; Eurypygidae. The transcript has 7 exons. The annotation marks the transcript as partial.
UGGGGGGCUGGUGUAGCGGGGACGCGAUUUCCAGCGUCGAGCGCUAUGACCCUCAAACCAAUGAGUGGCGGAUGGUGGCUUCCAUGAGCAAAAGGCGCUGUGGUGUUGGAGUCAGUGUUCUGGAUGACCUCCUCUAUGCCGUGGGAGGCCACGAUGGUUCCUCUUAUCUGAACAGUGUAGAAAGGUAUGAUCCAAAGACCAAUCAGUGGAGCAGCGAUGUGGCCCCAACCAGCACCUGCAGGACGAGUGUUGGAGUAGCGGUUCUUGGGGGCUACCUCUACGCUGUGGGUGGCCAGGAUGGUGUUUCUUGUCUCAACAUUGUGGAAAGGUAUGAUCCCAAAGAAAACAAAUGGACUCGAGUGGCUUCCAUGAGCACCAGGCGCCUGGGAGUUGCAGUGGCUGUGCUAGGGGGUUUCCUCUACGCUGUGGGAGGCUCUGAUGGGACUUCUCCUCUCAAUACUGUGGAACGUUACAAUCCCCAGGAGAACCGCUGGCACACGAUUGCGCCCAUGGGGACGAGGAGGAAGCACCUGGGCUGUGCGGUAUACCAAGACAUGAUAUACGCUGUGGGAGGCAGAGAUGAUACGACAGAGCUCAGCAGUGCCGAGAGAUACAACCCUCGAACCAACCAGUGGUCUCCUGUUGUGGCCAUGACAUCCCGCCGAAGCGGAGUUGGCCUGGCAGUGGUGAACGGACAGCUGAUGGCAGUGGGGGGUUUUGACGGCACAACGUACUUGAAGACCAUCGAGGUGUUUGAUCCCGAUGCCAACACAUGGAGGUUGUAUGGUGGGAUGAACUAUCGGCGGCUGGGAGGAGGAGUAGGCGUUAUCAAAAUGACACACUGUGAAUCCCAUAUAUGCUCUGCUCUGAACGGUCUAGAGCCAAUGUAA